UUUAUUUUCUCCUGUGAAGAGAAGAGUGCCGUUCUUCGCAUGUUCAUUCCUAGUAUUCAAUCUCUUUGCUUCCUCCAAUUCCCUUCUAGUCGUCUCUCGCAUGCCGACCAUUAAGAACAAACUCAAUUUCCAUUGCGUCCGCCCGAAAUUCUCUCCCCAUUUUCUUCAACUUCUUCGCCGAUUUCUCCAUACAUAUCUGCUGCUUUCGAGUUUUUGCAUUAUUCUCGGACGCAUUGUUGCGAUACGGCCUUCCUUCCACUACUUACUCGGAACUUCUUUUGUUUUCGGUUCGUUCCAAUUUCAAUCACUGAUUUCAAGGGGGUCUUCUUCUGAUUGAAUUUCUUUGCCGGGUUUGAAGUGUUGCUUCCAAAUUCUGUCAACCUACGUAUAUUCUUCAUUCCUGUUUCUACUGCCGUUUUACGCUGAGAUGAGAGGCUUCUGAGUCAUUGCCGCUUGCUUCCAGUCCGUUAUUUGGUAAAGAUGGAUGGGGGAAAGAGAGUUGCUCUUCUUCCUUCCGUUGCAUUUUCUUUCGAAUAGUCUUUAUAUCAUUGCCAUUGCGUUCUUUUGCGGCCAGGCUUCGAAACUUUGCGGUUGUCAAUCUGAAUUAGAGCUCAGAACUGAUUUCACUGUCAUGCAUGGAUAUGUCCGGUUUGUAGUUGUUAUGAUUUAUAAGGCAGAUUUUGUUGUCGGUGGAGAAUAAGUCUGCAAGACAGGGCGGAGUCUGCAAGUCAGUAGAUGAGGAUUAAAAUUUUUAUUUAGGUCGAAUCAAAUCUUUCCUUUCCAUCCUUAGUACUUUUGGUGGUACUUUUUGUUGAUAAUUAUUCAAAGAAGGUGGUUAAGGAUGCAAGAAGUAUUAUACUGUUAUGCUUGAUCAUGUUCAAUUCUCAUUAUGGAAAGAAGUGAACCUACAUUUGUUCCAGAGUGGCUGAGAAUUUCUGGAAGUCUCUCUGGGAGUGGGAAUUCAGCUCAACCAUCUGCAUCGUCUAGUUCUCACACCGAUGGUACUUCUCAAUCUCAAUGCUCGAGGAGUAGAACUUCAAAGAGCAUUAGCGAUAUGGAUAAACCACACUUUGAAUUCUUGGAUCGGUCAUCUUCAUCAAGCUCAAGGAGGAGUUCUAGUAAUGGGUCUGGAAAGAAUGCUUACAGUAGUUUUAAUAGGAAUCAUCAUGAUAGGGACCGUGAGAAGGAGAAAGAACUGUCUAAUCUUGGGGACCCCUGGGGUCAUGACUUUUCUAGCCCUCUGGUAAACACGUUUACUGGUAGAGUUGAGAAGGAAACUUUGCGGCGUUCUCAUUCAAUGGUAUCUAGGAAGCCUGGUGAUUUAUAUCCCCAAAGACAUGCUGGUGACUUGAAAAGUGGAAGCUAUAAUCAUAAGGCUAACAGUAAUGGCUUUCAUUCAGGAAGUACCAUUACCGGUAUCACUGAUAAGGCUGGUUUUUACGAGGAUUUUCCAUCACUUGGAUCAGAAGAAAGGCAAGGAUGGCCAGAUGUAGGUAGAGUAUCAUCUCCUGGCUUGACCACAUCUGUUCAGAGCUUUCCUAUUGGAAAUUCAACUUUGAUUGGUCGGGAAGGAUGGACAUCAGCGCUGGCUGAGGUGCCAACUGUAGUCACAGGCAGUAUGACUGCUCCAUCAUUUCUUCAACAGAGUGUUGCUGCCAAUUCUGGUUUGGGGUCCCCAAAUGCAACAACUCCACGCAAGAUGGCCGAGGCUUUAACACAGGCACCAACACGAUCUCGUGUUACUCAUCAGUCAACUGAGUUAUCUGUCACGACACAAAGGCUUGAGGAAUUAGCUAUUAAGCAGUCCCGGCAAUUAAUCCCAGUAACACCUUCGAUGCCCAAAGUUUCUGUUCAUUCUUUUGAAAAGUCCAAGUCCAAAGGAGCAUCCAGAACAGCUGAAGUAAAUGUGUCUGCCAAGGGAGGUCAACAACAGCUGCCUCUAGGGCAACAUAAUAGUCAGCCUCUUCGAGGUGGACAAAUAAAGUCUGAUUCUCCGAAGACCACUCAUGGGAAAUUUCUUGUUCUUAAACCAGUAUGGGAGAAUGGCGUGUUAAAGGAUGGCUCAAAUCCUAUUAGUAAUGUCAACAGUAGAACUGCAAAUUGCCAACCUUCUUCUGUUGCCUCUUCAGCAACAACUAUCACUUCGAGGAACCAAAACAACCUGAAUCCUUCAUCCUCUCUAGAGCGGAAGGUAGCUGCAUCAGAUCUGAAAUCAGGAUCCACUUUGGAAAAGAGACCCCCUUCUACUCAAUUACAAAGCAGGAAUGAUUUCUUUAAUCUCAUAAAGAAGAAAACUGUGGUAAAUGGUUCCACUAGUCUCCAAGAUUCAGGUAUUUUCACAUCUCCCGUCAAGGAAAAAUCUGGAAUAGUGAGCGGGGAAAUAGGUAAUGCUGCAAUGCAUCCUUCUACUGUUACAGAUGAUGAGGUAGCUAGCAAUGGCGAUACCACUGAAGAGGUUCAGAGGUCUUCUGAUGUUGUGAAUAAGAGUUUGAGCACUAACUUAACAUUAUGUACAGAUGAGGAAGAGGUUGCAUUUCUUCGUUCUCUUGGAUGGGAAGAAGAUUCAGGAGAGGAUGAAGGGCUAACAGAGGAGGAGAUUAAUGCUUUUUAUCAGCAGUACAUGAACCUGAAGCCAUCUUUGAAGCCGAUCAGAUGCAAGUUACCAGAACCCUCCAGCGCUGUCUGAAUAUGAAAAAUCUUUCCUAUGGGAUCUCAUCUGACUUGGUGAUCCCAAAUGCCUGAUAUCAACUUGGUUUUGGGGUAAGUUGGGUUUAGGGUUUUAUUCCUAUUUUUCUUGACGAGAAAAAAAAAGAAAAAAAAAGAUAAAGUUGACAACGUUGGGAAGGAUGCAGAGAAUGCGUGUUACUUUGGCGAAGUGCAAAUAAAGUGAAAAUAGGAAGUCUCUGCUUGCAUACAAGUUUUCAACUUGGUUGUCUUUUCGUUGUUCUGAAGGACACUUAGGGGAAGGGGAUGGAUAGGUGCUGUACUUUUUGUUUGCAAUUGCAGCUGAAGAUGUCACUGCCAUCUCCACAUUUCCAGAA
This is a messenger RNA of Cucurbita moschata (crookneck pumpkin), 3041 nucleotides long. RefSeq lists its product as uncharacterized. The record is from RefSeq and is a predicted model, not a curated record. Bases 890 to 2686 code for a protein of 598 amino acids. The transcript is spliced from 6 exons. NCBI's taxonomy places the organism in Eukaryota, Viridiplantae, Streptophyta, Magnoliopsida, Cucurbitales, Cucurbitaceae.